UGGCACACAAACACAAGGCUGAUUCUAGAAACCGGGCAUCCAUUCUUGUGGUCUCUCUACCAUUUUCUCUCCUGUUCCAAUUUCUCUCUAGUCUCAAUAGAUUCUUUGAAUGUAGGCCGUAAACCAUCAGUUUUUCUCCUUUCUCUUUGCCAAUGGAAUCUUUUCUCGGAGACUUGCCGUCGUUUGACCCCCACAACUUCAGCCAACUUCGUCCCUCCGGUCAUUCUGAUCCUUCUAAACCGACGCCUGUCACCUACCGUCCCACUCAUAACCGGACUCUUCCACCACCUGAUCAAGUUAUAACUACUGAGGCCAAAAAUAUCCUUAUUAGAAAUUUCUAUCAGAACGCUGAGGAGAAGUUGAGACUGAAGAGGGCUGCCACUGAACAGCUAAUACCAGAACAUGGAUGCAAGCAAGUUAAGGCUUCUACCUCCUAUUCCUAAUGAGAUUUUCUUUUGUUUAUUUGGCGCUCAUGUAAAUGUACCUUCUCGUAUCAAAUGUCUGUUAUAGAAACUGUAGAGCGGCUUAUUCAUUGUUGUAAACCAGGAUGCCAUACUUGUUCGUUUUGUGUUCACAAAUCAAACUUGUAGUUGGCUUAUCACCGUAUCAUGUAUAGCUUUAUACAUCCUUUUCUUUGUAU
This is a messenger RNA of Hibiscus syriacus, 640 nucleotides long. Its product is annotated as DET1- and DDB1-associated protein 1-like. The record is from RefSeq and is a predicted model, not a curated record. Gene Ontology annotation, cellular component: Cul4-RING E3 ubiquitin ligase complex. Gene Ontology annotation, biological process: positive regulation of proteasomal ubiquitin-dependent protein catabolic process. NCBI's taxonomy places the organism in Eukaryota, Viridiplantae, Streptophyta, Magnoliopsida, Malvales, Malvaceae. The transcript is spliced from 4 exons. The coding region runs from base 153 to 443 and encodes 96 amino acids.